This is a messenger RNA of Amoebophrya sp. A25, 496 nucleotides long. NCBI's taxonomy places the organism in Eukaryota, Dinophyceae, Syndiniales, Amoebophryaceae. The record is from the annotation of a GenBank genome assembly.
CGCGACAUCACUCCGGUAACGUUAUUUUUCUACACCAAGCUAAAGCUACAAACUCGCUUCGCCAAGGCUGAUCACAAGAAUGAUUCGUGUGCACGACUUCCGCGAGGAGUCGUCGACAGGGGCUGCACAAGUUGAGUACAAGGUUGUCCUUAAGAGAGGGAGUUUCUCUUGGGCAGUCCGCAGACGGUAUGUCGAUUUUCAGGAGGCCUGGCAGCAGUUGGAGGAUCCGAUAGCGAAAAUACAGAGAGGUGAGCCACUAACACAGAUGGAUGAGAAAAGAAAUGCGACAGGAGGGCUUACGAGCAAAAUUUCCGCCCGGCGCAGUACUGUUGCAAGCUCUUUGCGAGGACGACUUCCAGGGAAAGCUUUAUUGCUGUCGGCGCCAAAGCAGCAGUGCUUGUCCGACGUACAAGACAACGCGAUUGAAGAGAGUGCUUCUGGUGCGUUGAAAGAGAGGAAAUCCAGCAAAAAUUCCAGUGUUGCGGACGACGAUGAC